AUGGGUGACUUGGUUAUCUGCACCCCAAGAGUACAUGACUUUUCCCUAAAUGAAAAGCUGUGGGGUGACAUCCAUGCUCGUGACAUAGUGAGUGGAACCAGACUAACACAGAUUACCCAGGAGAUUAUUGAGGGGAUUAAAUUCUCCAGUACUCCAUGUGAUAUGUUAACCAUCCUCAAGAAGAAAAGAGUCAUCAAAUCUCUUACUGAAAGCCCUGUAGCGCUACAAAUGGAGAAAGCUUUAACAUUGUUAUUGCAGGAAAGGGAGUGGGAAAAAACGCUUACCGCAGAGGCCAUUGCGGAAGAAGAUAUUUAUAAAUUUACUGAAAUGAGUCUGAAUGGUCGUCAGAUCAAGAACCUUGUGAGAAUUGCCCACAAUGUUGCCAACGCUGAUGGUGCCAAAUUGUGCGCAACUCAUGUUCGUACAGCUCUAACAGCAAACGGCUACACCAUUCCCAGUCUAGGCGCUUUGCCAUUCGAUGCUAGCCUGUAUAGGAUCUACCAGUUCAUUUUGAGAUACUGCGUCUUAAACUGA
Messenger RNA from Paracoccidioides brasiliensis Pb18, 534 nucleotides. RefSeq lists its product as uncharacterized. The transcript is spliced from 3 exons. The coding region runs from base 1 to 534 and encodes 177 amino acids. The record is from RefSeq and is a predicted model, not a curated record.